Molecule: messenger RNA, 738 nt
Organism: Moneuplotes crassus
Lineage: Eukaryota; Ciliophora; Spirotrichea; Euplotida; Euplotidae
Source: the annotation of a GenBank genome assembly
AUGCUUUCUAAAACUUCUAAGUCCACUAAGAAAACCCUGCUUGAACAGAAGGUUUACAAGCAAGAGAACAAGACACUUAUGCGUAUUAACAAUGUACUUAGGAAGGAAGGCAUGAUCAACUAUUUUGGGAAGAAGCAUGAAGGCAGAGAGAUCAUGGAAUGUGAUGUUGAUGAGGAGGAUCUGAGGACGAAGAAGUUACUUAAGGUUCCAAUUCCGAAUAUGUUUUAUAUGGAUAUUUGGUUGUUUAGUCCGAAGAAGUCUCGUUAUACUGAAGUUCUAAGAGUAAUACAAAGCUUUCAAGUCGAAUACAUUUAUAACAUAAUCUUCCACUCAUUACGUAGAAGUCGUACUGUGGACUUUUCUCCUUAUCUCGUACCAUUGAUCAAGAUCUUACCAAAAGCUGUUAAUAAAUGCUCAUUUUCAAAACUAAAGUUUACAGAAAAACAGCAAAUCCUGGUCUUUAAAAAUAUAUAAAAUGCAAAGAUUCUCACAUUUGAUGGAUGUUAUCUGCAAAAUUUCACGGGAAAGUAUGGCCUAAAAACUAGAAAGUUUAACUUGGAGUAUUUGAAUAUUGAUAAGUGUUUUUGCUAUCAUAAGAUGCCCAGGAAUCUUGAUGUCGAUUUCUAUGAGACAGUUCUACUCUUAAUUAAGACCUCAAAUUUAAAUGAUUCAUUGAAAUGUGUAAAAUUCAAGCACAGACUUAUCAACAGUGAAGCUAUCGAAGCCUUGCCAUCAAAA